Messenger RNA from Diprion similis, 2673 nucleotides. RefSeq names its product glycosyltransferase 25 family member. The record is from RefSeq and is a predicted model, not a curated record. Lineage: Eukaryota; Metazoa; Arthropoda; Insecta; Hymenoptera; Diprionidae. Bases 323 to 2047 code for a protein of 574 amino acids. The transcript has 10 exons. Gene Ontology annotation, molecular function: procollagen galactosyltransferase activity.
CUUCUCGCACCACGCAUUAUGCGUCUGGCGGCGUAAUCAUACAUCACAAUCACAUCAUCCUACGCGCCUGACCUGCUGCGGCAAAUCAGUGAGCGCACUCAUUUCGUUUGUUUUGUUUUAUUCUCGUCUCGUCUUUCUGUUAAACAUCUAUCUAGAGGAGCCCAAUUCUAGUGCUCGCGGGCUCGUGCUUCGCCUCGGGAGUUCUGUGCCUCGGUAAAAAUCGAGCGUAUAUCAUUGCCGCAACACAUCUCGUGCUUCCUUUCUGCAUAUAUACAGUCAGCUUCGUCUCCCUAUUUUUUAUGCAGUUUUGUCACGCCGUGAAAUGAAGUGCGGCAGUGCUUUGAGUCUCGUCACGGUGCUUACAGCGGUUUGGGCUUGCGCCGCCGGCGUUUCGGCCGACACGAGGAGCCAAAAGCAUUCCACCGUUCUCAUCGCUACUUUGGUUCGCAACAAGGCUCAUACACUGCCCUACUUUCUAACUCUCAUCGAAAACCUGGACUACCCGAAAGACCGGAUAUCACUGUGGAUUCGAAGUGACAAUAAUGUGGACAACACCUUAGAUCUGUUGAAAACGUGGCUAGAGACGGAGGAAAAAAAAUACCACAAGAUUUACUUCACGUACGAUGAAAGUUCGCGCGGUUUCGAAGGGGAAAAGGGCAUCGCCGAUUGGAACAACGCAAGAUUCAAUCACGUGAUAAAUCUGAGAGAGGAAGCUCUCGCGAAAGCGAGAAAUAUAUGGGCUGAUUUCCUUCUGAUGAUCGACGCCGACGCUUUUUUAACGAAUCCAAAAACGCUUUCGGAAUUAAUAUCCAAAGAUGAGACGGUCGUUGCACCGUUGUUAAAAUCGGACGGUAUGUACAGUAAUUUCUGGGCUGGAAUGACCAAGGAGUACUACUACAUGCGGACAGACAGAUACAAGCCGAUAUUGUUCAGAGAGAAGAUUGGAUGCCACACAGUUCCUAUGGUACACAGCGUGGUUCUUAUCAACUUGAAAAAAACCGAAAGUAAUUUACUUACGUACAACGCUGAUAAACUCGGCCCGCGCCGAUACGACGGGCCUAGAGACGACAUCAUCACAUUUGCUGUUGGCGCUAAUAUUUCCGGCAUUCCAUUGCAUAUCUGCAAUGAUCAAGUUUACGGCUUUAUUACGGUGCCCCUUGAGAGCCAGGAUACAAUAUCUCAAGACAAGCAGCAGCUGACGAAUUUAAAACUGGAAAUAUUAGCCUACCAAGAGCAGCUCCCACUGUCGAAGAACCUCGCUCGCUUUGUUACUUACCCGGAAAAGGACACACUUGGGAUGGACAAGAUAUACAUGAUUAACCUACUGCGGAGACCGGAGAGGCGUGAGAGGAUGCGGCAGUGUUUCAAGGAGCUUGGAAUUCUCGCCGAAACCAUCGACGCCGUCGACGGAAGAACCCUGAACGAAAGCUCUCUGAAAAAAUGGGGUGUAAAAAUGAUGCCGGAGUACGCGGAUCCCUAUCACAAAAGGCCGAUGACCAUGGGCGAGGUUGGCUGCUUUCUGAGCCACUACGUAGUCUGGAAGAAGGUGGUGGAGAGCGGAUACGACAGGGUGAUGGUCCUCGAAGACGACAUCCGGUUCGAGCCCUACUUCCGGCAAAAAGUUAGCUUCGUAACGAGCGAGGUUGAACGGCUUAAGAUAGACUGGGACUUGGUAUAUCUAGGCAGAAAACGGCUUCAGGAUCAAGAGGAGCCCCCGGUUGAAGGGUCCAGAUACCUCGUCCUCGCCGGGUACAGUUAUUGGACCCUGGGAUACCUACUAUCGAGGAGAGGAGCCGAGAAGCUGCUGGAAGCAAAGCCCCUUGAGAACAUGGUUCCCGUUGACGAGUACCUGCCGAUUCUCUUCGACAAACAUCCCAGGACUGCGUGGAAGGGUCAUUUUCCUGAGAGAGAUCUGGUCGCCCUCUCAGCUGCCCCGCUUCUCCUCUAUCCGACGCAUUACACCGGGGAAAAAGGUUACAUCAGCGACACGGAGGACUCUACAGUGAUCACCUCGUUACCGGGGACCAAGACUCGGGAAGAGCUAUAAUCUAGAGUGAGGCCGAUUCCAGAGGGGUAAGGGGGCGUCCACAUCCCCGUUUCGCCGUUGCAUCACGCAACCUGCCAAUAUCUGCGUUCACUUACGACCGUAAGACUCGCGGCUUCUAGCUCCAGUCUGUUAUUCUCCUUUCAGCUCGAUUACCAUGAUUAAGGUUUUUGAUCUCGCGAGGCAAAUGGAUAAUUGGAUAAUUCAUACCUUUAAUUAUUAUCGCUCUAUGUGCGAAAAUCCUCGUCUGAAAAUAAACUCAAUCGUGUGUUCUGUUAAAAUUAUUACUGUGAUGUAUUUUUUAUUCGGGCGAUAUUCAUUUCAGUCGUGAUACAUUUCAAUCUCAAACUCGUGCUAUGCGCAGAUAUUAGGCAUACCUGCGUAGAUUACUACUAUUGUCUACCACCCUAUCAUGCACGUAUAAAUAAUUCGCCUAUAUUUUUUAUACUCGACGUACUGCGUCAAUUAUUCGUGAUUUUACCUAUUGGUAUCCUCUGUAGUCUUAUAACAAAUUGCAUGUUGCCAUAUCAUAAUGUAAUCUAUAUCAAACUGAUAGAUCAAAAUAUUUCUGUAGGUUAUGAACACUUUUUACCAAUUUUUAAGUGAUCGAAUGUUUAUGCUGACGGAAA